AACAUAUCAUCAAAUCACUUAAAAAUAGAAAUAAAAGAAAUGAAAAAGGUGCAAGAAAAUAAUAAUGUUCAACCUGGAUCUGGAUCUGAGUAUUAAAUUGGUACCCGGCAGAUCACUCUAACAAACCUCACUUUAUCGUCUGACUGUUGUCGCGCUUCUUCCCUCGCAGUGGUGGCCGGCGUUUGCUGUACUUUUUCAUCCCUCUUUUUGCUAACCCUAAUUUUAAAGAUUGAAAAAAAGGCGUCGUCCCAUCAACCAUGGCUCUUGAUAAUGUCAUAUCUUCUCCUCAUAGACGAUCUCAAACUCAGGGUGCUUUUGCUUCCUCUCCGCGCCACAAAAAAUCUGCAUUGAGUGACAUAAGCUUCUCUGCACUUAUCCAGCGGCACCGCUUCCUUCUAGUAGCUCUUGUUCUUUUGAUCAUUCUGUGCACUGUAUAUCUUUAUUUUGCAGUCACUUUGGGGUCAGAAUCGUGUUCGGGUUUACUGGGAACAGAGAGAGAGUUGUGUCUUGAGAACCAUGGCAAAGAGACUUUCACCAAAGGAAAAUUGAAAUUGUUCUGAUUAUGGGACAGUAAAAACUGGUAGUGUGAAGUUUGUGUUCAUUUGCCAAUUAUUUGUUAGUGAUAUACACACACUAGUUAGUUAGUCCUUGGGUUGUGCUAUUUAUUCGAAAAUUGCAUUGUAUACAUGAACUGAGGAUAUAAUUUCUUCAAGAAAAUUGUAAUUGUAACUCACUGAUGACCUCAAAAGGACUGGGUAUAGGCUUUUUUCCUUUUCAUCUACUGAUGAUUUAUGAGGAAAUGGUUGUUGGCAUUCCUUAUUUACACCGUUGACUAUUGGUCAAGAAA
Messenger RNA from Spinacia oleracea (spinach), 847 nucleotides. RefSeq lists its product as uncharacterized. The record is from RefSeq and is a predicted model, not a curated record. Bases 258 to 560 code for a protein of 100 amino acids. The transcript is spliced from 2 exons. NCBI's taxonomy places the organism in Eukaryota, Viridiplantae, Streptophyta, Magnoliopsida, Caryophyllales, Amaranthaceae.